Thalassophryne amazonica is the source of this 2607-nucleotide messenger RNA. RefSeq names its product collagen, type IX, alpha 1a (gene col9a1a). The transcript is spliced from 32 exons. Bases 54 to 2108 code for a protein of 684 amino acids. NCBI's taxonomy places the organism in Eukaryota, Metazoa, Chordata, Actinopteri, Batrachoidiformes, Batrachoididae. The record is from RefSeq and is a predicted model, not a curated record.
GUCUGUUCUGGGAAAAAGGGACUUUUGGUGUCUUCCUCGGCUCUGGGAAGACCAUGGCUCUGUCCAGGAUCUGCGGGACGUACUUGCUGCUGGUUUUUCUGCAGGCGGUGCUGAUCUGCUCGGCUCAGAGGGGGCCGGUCGGACCCAGAGGCCCCCCAGGGCCCCCUGGAGCAGCCGGCGUGGACGGGAUCGAUGGCGACAGAGGAGAGGAUUCCACAGUGGCCGGGGGACCCGGGCCUGAUGGAGAGAACGGCAAAGACGGACUUCCUGGAGCUCCAGGUCUUCCAGGUGCCGAUGGACCUGUUGGACCUCCUGGAGAACCAGGUCCCAUGGGGUCAAAAGGGUCAAAGGGUGAACGAGGAGCACGUGGACCACAGGGGGAGCCAGGUUUUGGCCCUGAUGGGUUAGACGGGAUUCUGGGAACAGACGGGCUGCCGGGUGAAGUGGGCAAAGCUGGACCUCCUGGUGAGAGAGGCAAAAGAGGUCAAGUUGGACUUCCUGGACCUAUUGGUCCUCGGGGUCCUCCAGGUGUGUAUCAAGGCGAGAACCUGUGUCCUCACGCCUGUCCGUCUGCUCUGAGUGGACAUCCAGGUCUCAGCGGUAUGAAGGGCCACAAAGGUGUUAAGGGUGAAUCUGGUGAGCCUGGAAGACAAGGACACAAGGGAGAAGAAGGAGAACAAGGACCACAGGGAGAAGUCGGUGUUCCGGGAUUACCAGGCCCAGGUGGACCAAGAGGCCUCCCAGGAAUCACGGGCUCCAAAGGAGACAGGGGACCUCGUGGACUUUCCGGUGACGUGGGUCCUCAUGGAGUCUCAGGAGCUCCAGGUGAUCCAGGUCAGAGAGGAGUGAGCGGUGAGACCGGACCAAAGGGCGUUCUGGGAGAUCAGGGUCCACCUGGAAUCAGAGGAGUGCCAGGACCGAAAGGAGAGCCUGGUCUCCCUGGUCCAGACGGCCGUGAGGGAAUCCCGGGGCUGCCAGGGUCAAAGGGUCCGCCAGGUAAAAAUGGGGCUCCAGGUGACGUCGGCCCUCAGGGACUACCUGGUUUGCCGGGCGCUUAUGGUCAACAAGGUGUCAGUGGUGCGAAGGGCAGCGCCGGUGAUCCGGGUGUUGUAGGACUGAUGGGAUCGCCAGGAAAACAGGGUGAGCGCGGCGAGCAGGGCGAGGUGGGACCAGUCGGACCCAGAGGCGGACCCGGUGACCGAGGAGAAAAAGGACCCGACGGGCCGCUGGGACCACCAGGAGUCAGGGGAGGCAAAGGAGACCCGGGCCUUCCAGGACUUCCUGGCCCAGCUGGAUAUCGAGGCCAGAAGGGAGACCGGGGUGCAGUGGGACUCGACGGGCCAAAGGGAGAUCAGGGUUCUCCGGGUGCUGAAGGAACGCCGGGAGAGCGAGGAGACGUGGGUGACCAAGGUGAAGCUGGAGAGAAAGGCUCGACCGGCCCCCCAGGAGAGACGGGAAACAAAGGACCUGAGGGGAGCCGAGGCCAGCUGGGGCACGAGGGCAAGCCGGGUCAGCCGGGCCCACGUGGGAUGCAGGGUGACACCGGAGUACCCGGCCUGCCUGGGGGACAGGGACCAGCGGGAAAGUCGCCCACAGACUCGCACAUUAAACAGGUCUGCAUGAGAGUCAUGCAAGAACAGUUGGCCCAGCUAGCAGCGAGCCUGAGCAGGCCUGAGUCAGGCAUCGCUGGAAUCCCCGGCCCCCCUGGCCCACCUGGACCUCCAGGCCCUGCCGGAGAGAAUGGUUUCCCUGGACACACGGGAUCACGAGGCCUACCUGGUCUCAAAGGUCCACCUGGUCUGCUGGGCCGCAAAGGACUAAAAGGUGACCAAGGUGACAGAGGCGACAGAGGGCCCACGGCUAGAGGAACCAAAGGAGAACCAGGUGCUCCGGGUCUACCAGGUGAACCCGGCCGACCGGCUUACGGCACACACGGCCGUGAUGGAGAGAGGGGUCCGCGUGGCGUUCCCGGCACUCCCGGUGUUCCUGGGCCUCCAGGUCCCGCUGGUCUCAACGGUUACUGUGAGCCGUCACAGUGCGUCCUGCCCAUGGUGGCGUCGCCGGUUUCGGCCAAAGACUCCAGCAUGAAGGGCCCCAGUGAGAUGUGAAGAGGGUCCGAGUCCGGACGGGAGCAGAACUCAAGAGACUGGAGCAGAAUGAAGUUUUUAAUCACUCCAUGUACGUUUGCCUCUUUUGACUUGGAAUCAAGAAUUUUUCCUCUUUGAAGGUGGACGCUGAACAGUUCUUGUCAGCUAUUAAAAUACUGUUUUCACAUCAGCUCGCAAUUUCUGUACAAAUAAAACAAAACCAUUUUUAUGAAUUAGGAAGUCACUGAAAUGCAUAUAUUUUCAUUGGAGUAACACUAAAGGAGCAGUGCGGCGAGUUUUCCCUGUAAGUUUAUGUAAAUGUGUCGAUACGAUUCCUUUGCAGGACAACGCUCAUUUCUGCUUUUCCUUGAAAUGUAAACACUGUUUAAACACUUCUGGCAACUGACUGGAGGGGGCGCUGUGUGAAUACUUCAACAGUUUUAUAUAAAUUCUUAUUUAUUAUAUCAACGUGAAACUGAGUUGUACAAAAGGAGGAAAUAAACACGUUUUGGUAAGCUUU